UCGAAUUGUUCAAAAGAACCGGCUAACAUGAACACAAGGACAUCAUCGUCGCUUUUUUUUCUUUUUCUGUGCACUAACCUCAACUUCUUCACAGUGCGAUGCGGAUGUCGGUUCUCACGUGAGGCUUUAGAGACAUUUUAGGUCCAUUUGGGUUUUUUUUUUAUCUGUGUGUGUUUUUUCUCAUUGUGCGUCGGAGAAUCUAUCACACGCUGAGCGGUUUUGUGCGCAGGUUCAUUUUAGGCUUAAUUUGGCGAUUUUUAUUUCUACCUGUUCUCUAUAUUCGACUCACAUAUGGACAUACUUAAGGAUCAUUUCUGCUUUAAACCUCUCGCCAUGAGAUGAAACCCAGAGGAGAUGUUAUACUUACAGGAUAACGUAAAGGAAAGGACGCGCUAUUUCGGCACAUGAAGAAUUUUGCAUAUGGACACACGUCACAUGUGCGGCAUAAAGAGGUUAUGCUUUUUAUUAGCCUUUAACGUAUCAUUUCGGAAUUGCUUAAAUUGUGAGCCCUCUGCUUAAAUUUAUAACAAAUGAACUGUGAUAGGCAAUGCAGGCAUGCCGUGCAAUGGAUUUUGCAACCAUUAAAAAAGGGAAGUGUUAAUAUCAAUAUAUUAUAGGCUAUACAGAGAAGAUGUUGGAAAACUAAUCGGUUUACUCUCCAAUGGCAUGUAUGCACUAUAGGAUAUAAAAUAAUAUUUUAUUUUCUCUUUUUAUAAGGGGUUAACGUUUGUUUGGCAUAAUUUGUUAAUUGGCAUUAGUAGUUUAUUAGUCUUAAUUUAGAAGACAGACAGGACACGUUGGAUGCCAUAAUCAGCUUACGGUUUACAGCAGCUAUAGCUGGUGGCACUCCUGCAUUGUGUAUCUCCAUUGCUUUUCGAGCCCCUAAGUGGCUUGUUAUUAAAAUAUUUCUAGCGUAAUGGACACCAACCACAUGGAUGAUGGGUCUUCUAGUGAUGGCAUGGAGAUGGAGAUCAUGCCUGGCUACAUUGAGCUCAUCACCAGCGCAUGUUCAGUCAUUUUCAGUGCCUUCAGAGACUGUAAAGACUGCGGACUGGAACUGUCCAGAAAAACCUUGCUGGAUCAUGCCUACAUAACCUGGAUGGAGAUCUUCAUGUUCUUCAUGAGCGCGGUCAUGUGGACGAAGGUGCGCAAGGGCCUGACCAUGUACAUCUUUGAGCCGUUUGGACAAUGGUGUUGCAUCCCAUCAAAAGAUGUCUCAAAGAUGCCGGAGAGCGCGUGGAAGCUGGUCUUCUACACAAUGUCAUGGUCAUACAGCACCUACCUUUUGUUUUUCACUAGUUAUUCCUUCUUUCAAAACCCUCCGUCUGUGUUUUACGACUGGAAGAGUGGGAUGUCAGUACCCACCGAUAUUGCGAUAGCUUACCUUAUCCAGGGCAGCUUCUACGGCCAUUCGAUAUAUGCAACGGUCUACAUGGACGCAUGGAGGAAGGACUCCCUUGUCAUGGUGGUGCAUCACUUCAUCACUCUGGCCCUGAUCACAUUCUCCUAUGCCUUUAGAUACCACAAUAUUGGAAUUCUCGUCCUCUUUCUUCACGACAUCAAUGACAUUCAGUUGGAAUUCACCAAGGUCAACGUUUAUUUCAAGAUUCGGGGAGGGAAAGAGUACUUCAUCAAUGACGUCCUGUCCAACAUGGGUGCCAUUAGCUUUAGCAUCACAUGGUUUUGGUUCCGUUUGUACUGGUUCCCCCUAAAAGUUAUGUGGGCCUCCUGCGUCACCAGCAUCCAGUCAGUUCCCACCAUCCCUUUCUACUUCUUCUUCAACACACUCCUGCUUGCUCUGCUCCUCAUGAAUAUCUACUGGUUCCUGUUCAUCGUGCUGUUUGUGGCGAAGGUCCUGACGGGACAAAUGAAGGAAGUAAACGAUGUCCGGGAGUACGAGGAAGAUCUUCUAAAGGAGAGAACAGACACUAACGAUCAGACGUCUAACGAAGGGAAACAUGUGCAGAAUGGGACCAGCAAGAAGAAACAUCAAUAAUAUCUAGAUGCUGCCAUCUGCAGGCACUUAACCAUGACUGCAAGGUACUUACGUGACCUAGUUUGAUUCUAACCUCGGACCGCCAUGGCGAUUGGACGGUCAUACAGAGAACAAGAAACAAAUCAACCAUCGUCUUUGUUUUUGUUAAUCACUGUUAUUGUAAUAUAAUCAUAGCACUGUGAAUGUUAUUGGUUAUGUCUCAUAUAUUGCUUUAAAAAUGUUAAUUUAAGUAAUUUUUUAAAAAAUCAGGAACUUAUUUUCGGGAGUGACUUGAAUAUCUUUGGAUAUUAAAUACAAUACCAUGCAUUUAGGAGAACAGUGGAACACAUUAUAAUCAGGUUUUGUGGUUGACAGUUUGUUUGAUUAGAUUUAGACUUUUUGUUUAUCUGGUGUAUUUUAAUUCCAGGAGUGAAGGAGUGAACCCCAAAAGGGUUAGUACUUAUCUUGUUGUAAUGAGUACUAGUGGAGUGGUUCUCAAUUGGUUGAAGAUCUGUUCUGAAAAGCAGGGGAGGGCAAUGUUAAAUUCAUAUAAUGUAAAUGCAAAUAAUAUUAAUUAUAAAAUCAUGCAUAGUUAGGGCAUUAAAAUAAGUGGAAAUUCUUACCAGAUCUUUUGUUGUUGGCAUCAAAAGGCAGGCUGUACAUCCAAUUACACUCAAUGGUAUUUCGUCACAAAAUCGUCAAAGUAGACAUAUGCCAACCUCUUAAAAACCAUAACUUUGCAAGGUAAAAAAAAAAACAAAAAAACACCCACACUGCAAUAAAUAUUGGUUCAUAUUGGUCAGAAAAAAUAAACAUAGGUAGAUAUUUUUCUUGUUUCAAGUAAAAAAAAAAAAGAAUAAAUUAAUUAAUUAAUAAAUUAAAAACAAUUAAUUUAUUAAAUUAAUUUUGAUACAUUCAUCAGAAAACAGAACUUAAUAUAUCUGAUGUAAUUUUGCUUUUCAAUAUUUAUCUCUAAUUUAGAAUGUUUCGUUAUUUUUACUUUAAAAGAAUACAGAAUGCUUUCAUAGAAAUAUUAAUAAAUUUCAAGUUUAAGCACUUCUUUGAUACACAGACCCCCGGCUUUACAGACAAGGCUUAAGUCUAGUCCCAGACUAAAAUGCAUGUUUGAGAUGUUUUAACUAAAAGCAACUUGUACAGACGUAUCUUAAAAUAUGACUCAGUGCCAUUGUUUUGUCUCAAGAUGCACACCAGUUUUUUUUUCUAAGGCAUGUUUAUAAACGCAACUUAAAUGUCCUAAUUGAAUUAAAGCCUAAUCCUGGCUUAAUCUAAACCCUGUCUGUGAAACCGGGCCAAUAUACACAAUUAGUGUCCUGAAGCAAAACCAGUUGAGAACCACCACACUAGUACAUCAGUUGCCUUGUUUAAAAAAAAAAAAACAUCUAUUAACUACAAAGGUUACCACCUAAAAAUAAAUAAAUAAAUAAAUAAAUCAGCCUGAUCUGCAUCAAUCAAAAUCAUGUUUGUAGCCUACAGUAUUACCGUGUUUGAAUGUAGAUAACUGAAAGAGAAUCCGUUGCGUGAUAGAAGCUAGAAGUUGCGUGGAUUGACCAAAACAAUACAAAAAAAAAAUAAUAAUAAUCAUACACUCCGAUGAUAUUGUUUAUUUUAUAAAAACGGAUGGAUAACUCAGUGGAAACAAUCGUAGUCGUAGAAGCUUAUUCAGUCCGUUACAAUGGAGAAACAUUUACUAGCUAGCUACUCAAAUUCAUCAAAGUAUUUACUGCAAAUGUCGUACGCGGGAACGCAUGAGAUUUGAGAAUAUGCUUUACGAAAUAACACCGCAAAAGAUUAAAUGAAACUGAUAUUAUCUGUCGUGACCCAUUGAUCACACCAAAACCAUAUCGCAGUACUUGAAUACUUUAUUUGC
Pimephales promelas (fathead minnow) is the source of this 3863-nucleotide messenger RNA. It is a transcript of the gene cers1, whose product is annotated as ceramide synthase 1. Gene Ontology annotation, cellular component: membrane. The record is from RefSeq and is a predicted model, not a curated record. Gene Ontology annotation, molecular function: sphingosine N-acyltransferase activity. Gene Ontology annotation, biological process: ceramide biosynthetic process. NCBI's taxonomy places the organism in Eukaryota, Metazoa, Chordata, Actinopteri, Cypriniformes, Leuciscidae.